Prorocentrum cordatum is the source of this 2383-nucleotide messenger RNA. NCBI's taxonomy places the organism in Eukaryota, Dinophyceae, Prorocentrales, Prorocentraceae. The record is from the annotation of a GenBank genome assembly.
AUGCCAGCUUCAUCAGCAAAAGCGAUCAAGGAGAAAACCGAUAGGUGCCGAGAUCGUAAAAGGACGGCCUCAUUGAUGAAGUGGGUGGCCAAACGUUUGGUUAAGCAAUACCUCAAGGACGCUGCACAGAGGCACCUCCGCAAGUUCCACAACACAUGUGCAACGCUUAGGCGUGAUAAGGCCGAGCUUGCCAAAACAGUCAAGAGCCAGAAGAAGGACUUGUUCCUUCUACGUCGCGACAAGUUCGUGGCCGAGGCCUACGACAGGGCCAAGAAGAAAAACGACAAGCUGGACAACGUGGUGGAGGAAGCGGCGCGCCUAAGGCGUCAGCUGCGCAAGGCCAAGGCCGAGGGCAAGGCGGAGGGCUUGGCCGCGGCCCAGGACACCACGGACGCGGCGUCAGUAUGCGAUGAACUCGGCUUGAACGCAGACGACACUAAAGACGCGCGCGUGUCCGUCUUCUGCGGCGGCAAUCUGCCCGACGAUCUCGCCGAGAAUGGCUUCCUCGUGGCCGACUCGGAGAGGGCGAUUCUGCAGGCCACCGAGUAUUCCGUAGAGGUUGCGUUGAAGACCGAUGCGCGUUUUUUGGACGUGCACGUCGGCGACGCGGAGACCGUGGGGCAGGGCGAUGCCGCUAUUCGCCCGGUGCCAUUGAAAGCUGGCAAUUGCAUCAUCCUCAUGAUGGCCAGGCUGACAGACGACGUCGGCGCAGCGGCGACGAUCGCGAGCAGGCGCAACAAGGUGAACAAGGACGCUGCAGAGAGCCAGGUUCGGACGUACGACAGCUGCCGCAAACUGAUGAAGCAGUUCCUGGCGCCUUCGCUGGAUUUUCCGACUGGAGAGGGCAAGUAUCUGACCCACGUCGAAAAUGGCGACCACCCGCAGUGCGCGGCCGCGACCCUGCUCGAGCACGACGUCUGCCAUCUCUUCGUGGGAGAGAAGACUUACGCGACCAAGAUUUCGACCGUGCGUCGGUGCUGGUCGGCAUGUGCAGAUUCAAAAUAUCUGGCUCAGUUCAAGAUUUCGGCCGUGGAAUUGCCUUCAGACUCGCCGGAACGAAUGCUUCUUGACCUGGCAGCGGGCGGCCAGGCGCCAGGGCCCAUGGCGAAGUCGGCGAUGAAAUCCGCCAUGAAGACCGUCGUGAAGCCCGCCCCGAAAGCCGCGCCGAUGAGGAAGCCGGCGGCCGCUGCCAGGGGGCGAAGCGGCGCGCGAGGGCAGCGCUUCCCCCAGAAACGUCGCAACAAGCGCUCGGUGCAGGCCGCCUCGCGCCGCCGCGACAUCCUGGCCAAGGCGCGGAAGGCGCGCAAGGCGGCCCAGGCCAAGCGCAAGCGCCUGGAAGCCGCGGGCGUGUUCUACACGCCCAAGCGCCAGCGGGUGGCCCGCGCGCGGCGCGGCCGGUCUUCCUUGGCCAAGAUCUACACGUACGAGGACCUCAGGGCUCUGAAUACCAAGGAUGCUUACAACUUGAUGGUCCAGGCGGGGUACCUCGGCGACCCCGCCGAAAACGUUUGCCCCAAGUGCGGAUGGCCAUUGGGGUCUGUGAUCCACAGGGGCGAGAAGCGGCACCCAGUCCAGAGGUGCCAGCGCAAGGCUUGCUCGCCGUCCUCGGUGCAAGUGAAGGUCACGAGCGGCACGUGGGCGGACGUGGAGGUGCCGCCGCCGAAACUGGCAGGCGUCGCUUUACUGUGGCGCGGCGCCCUGACGUCCCGCAUGAGCACAGCCGACAUGGCGCUCAUCGCCAAGUUGGGCCACAAGCAGCGCGAGUCGAUCAGGCAGAGUUUGCUAGAGAUCAUAUCGGCUGCUUCGAGGGAAGAACAGAAGUCGAUCGCGCUGAGCGGCCAGUGCGAGACCGACGCCACGACCCUGCGCGUGGUCCAGCUCAAGAACGGGCGCAACAUGCACGUCCGCGUGUUCGGCAUGUGCAAGCGCGGGAACCACGAACAAGCCGUCGUGCACAUGCUGCCGGCGCACUACGCGGCCCGGGGCGGCCCGACGCGCCCCGAGAGCACGGAUGAGACCGAGCCGCUGAUCUCAGCUCACACGGGGGCCGACGUGCUGAUCUGGCACACUGACGGAGCGCGUUGCUACCGGCGUCUCAUGAACCACACGAAGGUCAAACACGCCAAGCGCAUUUGGGCGACCGUCAAGACGCUGACCCUCAGUGGGGGCGACGUCUUGUGCUGCUACGGCGGGGCGCAGCUCCAGGGCGGGCUUUGGUCGCACGUGAAGAACGUCGCCCCUGCCACCAUGAACACGCGCAGCAGUGAGUCGAAGGAUCAGCUCGAGAAUUGGGUGCACUUCUGGGCGUGGCGCUACGGGCGCGCCAGCUGCCCAGAUAUGUUUCUCGAGCUCGGCUCGGCCGUCGCCUUGGCCAGGUCGCAGG